CUUUCGUGGCGCCCUCCUACAUGUUUCUAACAUCCAAGAAAGUUAGCGAACAAGUUGAGUCCAUCACCGAGUUUUCCAAUGCCAAACGCGAAUUAUUCCAAACUGGUUCCAGUGCAAGGUUGUUCCUGUUCAAAUCUUAUCGACAAUAUCGUUCCACACCCUUCACAAGAAACUAAUUGAACCAGCUCUAGUAUAGAAACUGUCACCUAACUUAAUUCACCGGACGUUGUCAGAAAAUCAGGAGUACUCACAGAACAAACCCGCGGUCCUCAGAAUGCAUUCACAAGCUGCCGUAGUAAUCACAACAUUUGUGAUUAUUGCAGCACUUUUAAUUGGCCAAAUAUCAUCUCUUCCAACCACGAAAAAGGCAUUGGAUGUCACGUCGUCAUCGACUUCCACGACUGGUGUGAAUGACGUCACAACUGCCAUCUCCAGCAACAAAGCAGCCAUUCUCCCGACAUCUAAUUCCAUUGGCAACAAAGGCUACAUUCGAGUCAGUCUCGAUGACAGCAAGCUUCAAGAAUUAUCUGCUUUUGCUACGGAGCAGAUUCGAUUACGUCAGAAAUCCGCAGAAAUCUCAUUGAAGGGCGUUUCUUUCGCUUUGAAGCAAAUUUCGACAUCGCAAGCCGAGAGCAACUACAAGCUGACGUUAGUACUGGCUAACAAGGGAGAGAAACGAUCCCAAUUUUUGAUAUGCAACGUUGACAUCGUUCACGAUGCAUCCGCAAAUCAGAGGCAAGCGAAAACGAAUUGCGUAAGGGCCAACAUUGUGACCGGCAUUCAAUCAAUACGUCCCGACGGAAGUUUCCAGGAGGACGCCGAUCUUGCGGCAACUGUUUUCGCAGCAAACGAAUUCAAUCGUCAGGGCAACAAUUCAUCUCCGCUGACUCUCUUGCAUUACGUGGCUUCCGGUUCGCACGAAAUGAUUUCCGGCACUGAAUACAAAUUGCACAUGCAGGUGCAGACAAGCCCUAAAGACGACCAGGUUUUGCUUUGCGAAACGAGUGUUUUGCCGAGAAACCCUAGGAUGCUGCACGGAACAGAAUGUGGCCAUCUAGCGGGAAAAGACCAUACCGGAUCUUACAGCGCAGCCGACAUCAAGGAUGCGGAUGUGAAAGAGACAGCCGAAUUUGCUGCCAAUGCCCUGAAGGAGCGACAAAUUGUAGAAGCAUCUGAUGGAUUGAUUCCAGUGAAAAUUGCGAGAGUUUGGAAGAAACCUGUUCGCGGAAUUCAACGGCGACUACGUAUGACAUUGAGUGACGAUGGCGAAGGAGCCCAGCCAUCUUCUUAUUGCCUCGCAGUCGUCUUUGAAGACAGGCUGUCUGGCGAAUAUGAACUGGUUACCGGACCUGGAAACACUGUCUGUUCGCCUACGCCACCUACCGCUUGAAUUGAUAAGAUUUUUAUACUCAAAACCACUUGACGUUUUUAAAUAAAUACCUGCACUUUCUUCUA
Molecule: messenger RNA, 1455 nt
Organism: Daphnia magna
Lineage: Eukaryota; Metazoa; Arthropoda; Branchiopoda; Diplostraca; Daphniidae
Exons: 3
Coding region: 275-1390 (371 amino acids)
Source: RefSeq, a predicted model, not a curated record